AUGUUUGACUUUGACGCCGGUAUUGAGAGUCCGCACUCAUCGCAUGACAUAGUCCGCAGCGUCAGCCCUUCCAGCCUCGAAGGCCUCAGCAAGCCGGGCUCCCCACCGGUUCUUGAUCUCUCUGAUCUGGCCACACCCGACACAGACGACGAAGAGGAGAGCUACAUGCGCUUCGCGCCCCACCACUUUGGUCUCCCAUCUACCCUGCGAGACUUCAUGAUGGACAGCAAGAGGUCCAAGCCAAGCCAAGCCUCGGACUCUCCCUCGUCGCCCCUUGAUGCCCCGAGGGGACGCUCUCGUGGCUCGAGGCCAGUAGGCCGCGGUCGACAGCCCAGCUUUGCCACACGGCGCCGCUCACAGCAGGUCUGGCGUGAGCCCAGCCCCGACGUCUGGUCGAUCGAGGAGGAGACAGAGGAGGCCAUGAGCGAGCUCGGCAGCACCAUGGUCGCCGACAUCGAGGCUGGAGAGGUGCUCGCUUCGGCGAUGAAGAAGGACCGGACUCGGCCAGUAGAUAUACAGGCUGCAAAGCCGACGAAGAAGGUCAGGGGCGUUCAGGUUAAGGGAGCAUUUGCAUACACCACUUCGAUGGUUCCCGGAGGCAGGAUGGAUGCCUCGAGAUUGGUCUAUCAUCACCUAGUGUCACGUACAGCGAGAUGUGCCGGCAUGCAGUAUACACGGCGUUGGCAUGCCAGCCAGAGCGAUCCUGGAAAUCACAACCACAGUUAUCAUACAACCUCUUGCUGCGUGUCCUUUUGUGACUCUGCCAUGGCGAGGCUGCCUCCUCGUGCGAACAGCCUCGUUGCCUACGGCGAGGACGCCGACCGACUGCCUAACGUGACUCCUUCGGUUGCCUGCCAGGCAGAGGCGCUCACCCUGUUGCCCUGUUGCCCGUCAAUCGGUAUUACUCAGAGUUCGCCACCGGGAAGAGGGUGGCUCAGUGAGACAAGGCAGUCAUUCCGCAAAGUGGAAAUGCCAUGGCCGUUAUGGCCGUUUUGCACCCCACGAGGCUCAGCAGGUUCUGUGAAUUCCCAUCUGAUGGCAUCGAGAUCUGGUAUCACGCCUGCAGGUCCCGAUGUCUGGGAGUUCCAGGGAUGCGGCCUGGCAUAG
Molecule: messenger RNA, 1107 nt
Organism: Verticillium alfalfae VaMs.102
Lineage: Eukaryota; Fungi; Ascomycota; Sordariomycetes; Glomerellales; Plectosphaerellaceae
Exons: 2
Coding region: 1-1107 (368 amino acids)
Source: RefSeq, a predicted model, not a curated record